Messenger RNA from Phaedon cochleariae (mustard beetle), 663 nucleotides. Lineage: Eukaryota; Metazoa; Arthropoda; Insecta; Coleoptera; Chrysomelidae. The record is from the annotation of a GenBank genome assembly.
AUGGAGGAACAAUUGUUGAUAUUUCAGAAGAGCAUCGUCCAUGAGGAUAUCUAUAAAAUAGAGCCAGAUCGUCAACUUUUCUACGGUGUUCCAGAGAAAAUCAAGCAGUUUCAGGGUAUGUUUGGGUACUACACUCGAAAUUUCGAAACAGUAUUCCAGGACAGGUUGGAUAUGUGCCUUAUAGAUCAGAAGCAUUUGACUGAAAGUGAAAUAGGUCCUGGUUUGAAACAGAAAACCAAGUUUUUGGGAUGCACUUUUAGCAAGAAAGAGGCUUGCUUGAAAAAGGGAAAUAAAAAAUCAACAGAAAUGAAAAUCCAGUUAGUUUUGUUGGUUUGCAUUGUAGCUUUCGUGGCAGCACAAGCACCAGGUGUACCAGAUUCGAGAUGUCCAGCAGUAGAUUCAGCACAACCCACCUUCCUUCCAGACACUAAGGAGUGCGCUGUGUUCUACGAAUGCUCUGGUGGCCUUGCUUUCCAAUUCAAAUGUCCACCAGGAACUAAUUGGGACAAUACCCAAACCGUCUGCGACCGCAACGUCAACUGUGGAGAUUUGACCACUACCACUGCUGCACCUGAAGUUCCGACAACGAAGAAGGCGUGAACUCCAUUUAUGUGUACUACUUUUUCGUGAAUAAAUAAUUUGAAUGAAUUAUUUGUUUUUAUA